Molecule: messenger RNA, 636 nt
Organism: Amborella trichopoda
Lineage: Eukaryota; Viridiplantae; Streptophyta; Magnoliopsida; Amborellales; Amborellaceae
Source: RefSeq, a predicted model, not a curated record
UCCAUCCAUAAAAAAAACACCACUCACUAUUCAAACUUCAAAAUCGUUUAAUUUUAUAUGUCCACAAACCUUCCAAAUUUGAAACUAGGGUUUACAGUCAUGGCCCAUGCUUUAUCACUAUCAUCACCAACACUGUCACAAAUCACAUUGGAGAGACAAAGGAGACCACCAAUUUUAGGGUUUCACAGGACCAAGAUUGAAUGCUCACAAGAUGGCCCAAUUGAUCCUUCAAUCUCUAGAAGGGACAUCACAUUGGCCUUGAGUAGUGCAAUUUUGGGCACAUUUGUGGGUGAGUCAAAAGCACUUGCAGCUAAAAGGAGGCCUCCCACACCUGAAGAGGAGACCACAAAGAAUGAUCCCAAUGUGAGUGGUGUGAUGGCCAAAGUUCUUGCUAGCAAAAAGAGGAAAGAAGCAAUGAAAGAAUCCAUGGCCAAGUUGAGAGAGAAAGGAAAGUCAAUUGAAACACCACCACCCCAAUAAGCUUGGGCAUGUGUCUUUCUCUCUUUCUUUUUCAUUUUACUUCAAAAUAAAUAAAUAUUAUGUUUGGAGUUGAUGUGAACAGCUUUGCAUGUAAACAAAUGAAUCUCGAUUUAAUUGUAUGUUCUUUUGUAAAGUUAUUGACAUAACAUUUUGGUA